AUGGGCUGUGUUCUACAAAAGGGAGACCACAGCGAGGGUCUGUUCACCUUGUUUCCAGUGAGCCAGGAUGAAGCUCAUUGCUGUCUUUGCACUUUGGGUCAGUCUGCUCUGUCAGGCACACAGUAACUCCCUUGACUCAUGUCAGGGUCGCUGUGGCUUUGGAACUGACGGUGCUUUUUCCUGUCAGUGCAAUCCUUCCUGUGAGCGCUACAGAGACUGCUGUUCAGACUAUGCAGAUCUUUGUAAAGCGGGAUCCACUUCAUGUAAAGGUCGGUGUAAUGAGAAGUACAACUCUCAAAAUAAGUGCCAUUGCAACUCAAAGUGCACGCAGUACAACAACUGCUGCGGCGACUAUGCAGAUGUAUGCAGCGGUGGCGAAACCGGCGGUGGCUCCGUGAUCACCGAUGCUGAGAUCAAGUCUAUCUCUGAAGUACUUUACGUUCUGGACUCAAACCGAGCUUCACCCUUGCAGUUGGUGAUUGACCCCCAGGCUUUGAUCUCUGGAUCUCAAACUGGCUCCCAGGACGAUCUCUCCUCUCGCCCCUUUUUCCGUUUUUUGGAUGAGGAGGGUUUGUUCUCCAGGCCCAGUUAUGCGGCUCUCUUGGCUCUGUUGGACAACUACAACAGGAUGACCGGACAAGACGAGGACGUGAGUCCCCAGGAGACAGCUGAGCAGGACAACUUCCUCAGGGAGACCAUGUCCAAUACCGAGCUGGGCCGUGAACUUUUUGCCUUCUUAUACACGAAGGGUGUCUACAAGUCAGAGGAAGAGUUCAUAUAUGACCUGAAGAUGAUGUGGUUCGGACUGUACUCUCGCAACAACAGGAGGAUGGAUUCCAGUGGUUUUGAGCACAUUUUUGCAGGUGAGAUAAAGGGAGGAAAGGUGUCAGGCUUCCACAACUGGAUCCAAUUUUACCUUCUGGAGAAAAGAGGGCUCCUGAAUUACUACAGCCACAGCUUCAACGGGCCUUGGACGACCUUCCCGGACGUGCUGGGAAUGCAGUUCAAGUGGGACGGCUACUUCAAGCAAGUCGGCUCUGCAGUCAUCGGCUGCAGCCCCGAAUUUGACUUUGCCCUUUACAGUUUGUGUUACAUCACCAGGCCUGGAAAACAAUGUCGCUUGAGCCUGGGCGGGAAGGAGUUGAUCAUCCAAACGUACACAUGGGAAAACUCUUUCUAUGGCAAUGGCAAGAAAUAUAUCGGGUCUGCAUUUCCUGCAACACCCAGAAACUAAACAAGCUACACUUGUACAGAUCACACAUUGACUGACGAGUAAAAGCGAAGAAACAAUGUUUGGUGAAAAAAAAUGCAAUUCCAAAGUGAUGCGGUCCCCCUUGCAUUUACCACUAUAUGAACUAUAUUGACAAAAGUAUUAGGACACCUUUCUAUAAUUGACCAAUCCUCAACAUUUGUAAGUGGAGAAAUAAAAAGUAAAAU
This is a messenger RNA of Syngnathus typhle (broad-nosed pipefish), 1437 nucleotides long. RefSeq names its product endonuclease, polyU-specific (gene endou). Bases 68 to 1234 code for a protein of 388 amino acids. The record is from RefSeq and is a predicted model, not a curated record. Gene Ontology annotation, molecular function: polysaccharide binding; RNA endonuclease activity; scavenger receptor activity. Gene Ontology annotation, biological process: immune response. The transcript has 9 exons. NCBI's taxonomy places the organism in Eukaryota, Metazoa, Chordata, Actinopteri, Syngnathiformes, Syngnathidae.